This is a messenger RNA of Podarcis muralis (Common wall lizard), 2687 nucleotides long. RefSeq names its product progestin and adipoQ receptor family member 9 (gene PAQR9). Gene Ontology annotation, cellular component: membrane. The record is from RefSeq and is a predicted model, not a curated record. Gene Ontology annotation, molecular function: signaling receptor activity. Lineage: Eukaryota; Metazoa; Chordata; Lepidosauria; Squamata; Lacertidae.
AUCCCCGGCUUUAGCAAUUAAUCGGUGCUCCCGGAGAGCUGAAAGGCACUGCAGUCUAUGCCUUGCGUCGGGGGCAUCAAUCAUUCAACCGGCGCGCGGCACCGAGGGCGCAGUUGGGAAAGGGGAAACUUUCCCCGCAGAUGAUUUAAGAAACCGAAGCCGCGGCGCAAGCGGGUGGGGAGUCUGGCUGAGCUAUAGAAAUUGACCCAGGCGUGCCUGGCCGGGCUUGAAUUACCGCGGCGAUGCGCCUGCCGCUUCUCCCUGCAGGAGCUGCUGCUGCGCGCUGGCUGGGGGCGAGCGAGGCUGCUGCUACUGCUGCCUGCCUCCUGCCCUUGCUGCAAUGAAUGAUGCGGGAAGAGGAGGAGGAGGAGGCGGUGGCCGCCGGCGCUGCUCGGGCGAAGCACAAAUCCACCGCAACUCCUCCAGUAGCAGCAGCAGCAAGGAAAGCGGCUUUGCCUUGGUGAGCUUACAUCACAAUCCCGGCUCGGGCUGCUGUUUCUCUAAGCGGCACGCAGCAGCCGGCGGCCGGCCUCUCCUCCAGCCCCACGCCGGGGAGCCGUCGAGGGAGGAGGGCGCCAGGAUGCCCGCGGUCGGCGGAUCCGACGAGGGCCAGGCGCCCCCUGGAGCCGCGCCGUCGCCCAAGCCUGCCCGCUCCUCGGGCCGGCCGCCGUCUCGUCGGGAAGGCGGCCCCGGCCCGCUGCUGCGCUGGGACGAGGUCCCCGACGACUUCGUGGAGUGCUUCAUCCUGUCGGGCUACCGGCGCCUGCACUGCACGGCGCAGGAGUGCCUGGCGUCGGUGCUGCAGCCCACCAACGAGACGCUCAACUUCUGGACGCACUUCGUGCCGCUGCUGCUCUUCGCCGCCAAGUUCUGCCGCCUGCUGCUGCUGCGCGGCGCCGGCGACGUGCCCUUCCACCACCCGGCGCUGCUGCCGCUCUGGUGCUACGCGUCGGGCGUGCUGCUCACCUUCGCCAUGAGCUGCACGGCCCAUGUGUUCAGCUGCCUCUCGCUGCGCCUGCGCGCCGCCUUCUUCUACUUGGACUACGCCUCCAUCAGCUACUACGGCUUCGCCAGCACCGUGGCCUACUACUACUACCUGCUGCCGGGCCUCAGCCUGCUGGAGCCCCGCGCGCUCAGCCGCUACCUGCAGCAGCGCCUGGGCUGGCACGUGGACUGCAGCGCGCCGCUGGCCGCCUACAGCGCGCUGGUGCUGCCCGUGGCCUUCGCGCUGGCCGUGGCCUGCACCGUGGCCUGCUGCAAGAGCCGCUCCGAGUUUUGCGCCUACCCCUUCGCCAUCCGCACCUUCGUCUUCGUCAUGCCGCUCAGCAUGGCCUGCCCCAUCAUGCUCGAGAGCCUCCUCUUCGACCUGCAGGGCCACAACCCCACGCUCUUCGUCCACUUCUACCGCCGCUACUUCUGGCUGCUGGUGGCCGCCUUCUUCAACGUCAGCAAGAUCCCCGAGCGCAUCCAGCCGGGCCUCUUCGACAUCAUCGGCCACAGCCACCAGCUCUUCCACAUCUUCACCUUCCUCAGCAUCUACGACCAGCUCUUCUACGUCGAGGAAGGCCUGCAGCAGUUCCUGCAAGGGCACGCGCCCGCCUCGCCCACCUUCGCUGGCACGGUGGGCUACAUGCUGCUCUUGAUACUGUGCCUGGGCCUGGUCAUCAGGAGGUUUCUCAACGUCCCGGAAGCCUGCAAACACGAUUGAGGUAGCCUCCCCUUACGGUUUCUGUUGCAGGUCUCCAUCAAAUCGCCCAGAGGGUAUUUUUUAAAAAUUAUUUUAUUUUGCUGGCUUGCCGCAGAAAAACUCAAGGAGGUUAACUCUCUAAGAAGCCCUGGUACCUUUCAGAGAAAGGUGCUAAGAAGAGCACUGAAUUCGUCCAAAUCAAGCACUGAACUCCUUAGGGGAAAAUGAACACUUCUGUUUCUCUGGAAACAAAUUUAGAUUUUAGAAAAAGGCGCUCGAGCCGCAUCACUGUAUACAACUUACUCUUAUUUAUUGCUGCUUAGGAUACAAAGAAAAGCCAUUUAGGACCCUUUCCUGAACUCUCCUACAAUUUGAUCCUCAGUAAAUUUUUUGAAAGCAAGCCGCGCCGUCUUACUUUCAACUAAUGUGCCUAGGAUCAAGGUUUCAGGGGAACAAUAUGCAUGGACCAUAUGAAUGCUAUCUACUGAUUUCAGACUGUCUAGGAGAUGUUAUUUCAAUUAGCAAUAUAUGCUAGGCCUGCACUGACAAACUGUUGAGAUUUAAAACCAGAUAAUGCACAUGAUGCAACUCAAGGAUGUGUGUGUGCAUUUUCUGUUAAAGUAUUUUGAAGUCAUAUGCACUGGAACUUGGUUUUCAACACAAGCAGAUUGAGUUCUGUUUCUUUUUGCAUUAACUUGCCUUGGCCCCAAGGCAAAUGCAGUACUUAAAACUUCUGUAUAGAAAUACCUUUAAGUAACUGUGAACUAUAGUGGAACUGGGUUAUAAUUUGAUCAGAAGCUGUUGGUUAAACUGUGAGAAACAAAAGGUGAGCAGGGAACAUAGCCAGCCCAACCUCAACACAUAAAACCCGCCUCUUGCAAAAUGCUUUAUACAGUCAUACCUUUAUACAGAAUGCCCUGUGAGUCUAAUGUUUUGGCUCCCGAACGAUCGAAACUCGGAAGUGACUGUUCCGGUUUUCAAACGUUCUUUUGGAAGCCGA